AUGCGUAUUUUCCAAUCAAUUCUUCCUCUGUGCCUGCUGUUCGCUGGGGGCUUCGCGAAGAAAGACUCAUACGAUGAAUUUCGUCAGCUAUCCCAGCGCUCUUCGCCUUUGAAGCUGAAUGAUGCCACCUAUUCUUCUUUAACAGCUGCUCCAAGAAAUCAUAGUGUGGCUGUCCUCCUCACGGCUUUGGAAACCAGGUUCGGCUGCCAGCUUUGCCAAGAAUUUGCGCCUGAAUGGGAGGUUCUCGGACGAAGUUGGACUCGAGGCGACAAAGCCGGCGAGUCGCGACUCAUCUUUGGUACGCUGGAUUUCGCUGAUGGUCGAGAGACCUUUAUCUCGCUUGGCCUCCAAACCGCCCCGGUGCUCCUCCUCUUCAACCCGACUAUUGGACCCCAUGCUGCUGCCUCUCCGGAGCCUGUUCGAUACGAUUUCACGGCAGGGCCUUCCGCAGCUGAGCAAGUUCAUUCCUGGAUCUCUCGGCAGCUUCCCAAUAGACCACACCCACCUGUGCAACGACCCUUCAACUGGCUUCGAUGGGCCUCCACCGUGACCAUUGUCCUCGGCGUCGGCACUGCGUUGGCCAGUGCGUCUGCUUAUGUGCUGCCUGUCAUUCAAAACCGCAACAUUUGGGCUUCCAUCAGCCUGAUUGCCAUUCUCCUCUUUAUUAGUGGUCAUAUGUUCAACCACAUUCGGAAAGUUCCAUACAUUGUUGGAGAUGGCCAUGGCGGCGUCAGCUAUAUCGCAGGAGGCUUCCAGAACCAGCUUGGAUUGGAAACCCAGAUCGUGGCUGCUAUAUACGGUGUCCUCUCAUUCUGUGCCAUUACCUUGGCUGUCAAGGUUCCUCGCAUGGCCGAUGCCAAAACUCAGCAGGUCGCGGUUGUCGUUUGGAGCGUUAUACUAUUCCUGGUAUACAGCUUUCUCCUAAGCGUCUUCCGCGUCAAGAACUCUGGCUACCCAUUCUCCUUGCCUCCUUUCAUUCCAACUGCUGGCCAAUCAGAGCACCAAUCGAGAUCGAAAGCCCUGAAAUUUCUGGUUGGAAAGUUCGGCUGUAUUCCCAGACAUUUUCGACUUCGACUUUCAAGCCCAUCAUCAAGCUUUUCAGCACCAGUCGUCGCCAUGGGUAUCGAUCUCGACCGCCACCACGUCAAGGGCACUCACCGCAAGGCCCCCAAGAGCGACAAUGUCUACUUGAAGCUCUUGGUCAAGCUUUACCGCUUCCUGGCCCGCCGAACCGAUGCCGCCUUUAACAAGGUUAUCCUUCGACGACUCUUCAUGUCCAAGAUCAACCGCCCUCCCGUUUCUCUGUCCCGAAUUGUUUCAAACAUCAACAAGGAGGGCGAGAAGCGCACCGUCGUCAUUGUCGGCACCGUCACCGAUGACAACAGACUUCUGUCUUUCCCCAAGGCCACCAUCGCCGCUCUGCGAUUCACCGCCACCGCUCGUGCCCGAAUUGCCGCUGCCGGUGGUGAGGCCAUCACCCUGGAUCAGCUCGCUCUCCGUGCUCCUACCGGAAGCAACACCCUGAUCCUCCGUGGACCCAAGAACAGCCGUGAGGCCGUCAAGCACUUCGGCAUGGGCCCACACAAGCACAAGAAACCCUUCGUCCAGUCCAAGGGACGCAAGUUCGAACGCGCUCGUGGUCGCAGACGCUCACGUGGUUUCAAGGUCUAA
This is a messenger RNA of Trichoderma gamsii, 1671 nucleotides long. Its product is annotated as OST3/OST6 family protein. The record is from RefSeq and is a predicted model, not a curated record. Gene Ontology annotation, molecular function: structural constituent of ribosome; RNA binding. The coding region runs from base 1 to 1671 and encodes 556 amino acids. Gene Ontology annotation, cellular component: cytosolic large ribosomal subunit; ribosome. NCBI's taxonomy places the organism in Eukaryota, Fungi, Ascomycota, Sordariomycetes, Hypocreales, Hypocreaceae. Gene Ontology annotation, biological process: translation. The transcript is spliced from 8 exons.